Caenorhabditis auriculariae is the source of this 1986-nucleotide messenger RNA. The record is from the annotation of a GenBank genome assembly. Lineage: Eukaryota; Metazoa; Nematoda; Chromadorea; Rhabditida; Rhabditidae.
AUGUUCAGACGCGGUGGUUUUCAAAUUCUUCGAGCAGCUCGGGCCUUUUCCCAGGUUUUUACUUCAAUUUAAUUAUUCUAUUCAGCGACUUUUUCAGCGUAAAUUUUUUUUUCCCAAAUUUUAAAUUGUGAAAUCCUACAUUAAUGCAAUUUUUCCAGGUCGUAUGUGAGAUAAAUUUGCAAUAAAGAGUUUAUAAGACUAAAGCUUGAGCAAAAGGUUUCCUUUAUAUUUUUUGUUACCACUCAGAUCCGCUCUGGUAGAUUAUAUCAAGUUGAAUAAUAAAAUUCAACUUUCUCAAGAUUUUUCUCAUUCCUUCAAAAUUUGGUUGUUAUGUCUCGUAAAUUAAAUUCAUAUAGGCCAAAGUGGCUAGCUUUCCUACUUAAUUACAGACGAGAAGCUGAGAAUUUGUGCGUUUUUCGAGUUUUUUCGAAACACAUUAAGGUCACGUUAAAAUCCUUUCGAAAAGUUGAAGAAUUCUACAUGUAAACAAGUCAUUUUGGCUAUGAGGUGUUCUAUGUACCGUAAUCUUAUCAGCAAGGACGAUUGAUCACUAUGACAAUUUUUUACACUCUAAUAGUCUUCCAAAAGGCUAUGUAGUUCAAAAGCAGUGAAUCAAUUAUGAAUGCCUAUGAAAUUAGGCUUCCGUUCAAGGGUUUUGUUCCAGCGCCCAGUAGUGCGAGCAAAUGUUCGUCGAGCUGCCAUCGGUAGUGGAGGCGUCGGCACGUCACUCGGACUAUCGUUCUUCUCGAAGAAGAAGGAAGAGCCGAAGAAGGAGUCGUUCGCCGACUUUGACGACCUCAUCCGGGAGGCCGAUCAGUUCUUUGAUAAAUACCUUGUUGAGAACUUUCAGUCUGUUAUCAGCACGUCAGUUUUUCUAAACAACCAAUCGUAAUUGAUUGGUUUGAUUCCAGUGUCGGCAACAGCGAAACGGCAGAGAUUUUAUGGCGGCUCGUCAAAACUAUUCUGGAAAAGUCGAGACUUUCCGAAGAUUUGGGUGACAAAACAGGCGCCAUGAAGAAAGCCUACGGAGAAAUCGAGCGAGAGCUGAAAAAUGAGAUCAAGACCGGCAACUUCAAACCGGACAAAUUGUGAGUCUUUUCUGCUUUCGAGUGUGUAACAGGAAAAGUUUUCCGUUCUCAUUUCUUUUGAAGAAGGAAGUACCGUUCAGGUAUGGAAUUGUUAGCGAAUAUGUCGGCGACAGCAAGAAGGGAAUCGCGGACAAGGCGAAAGAAAUCAGGGGGCAGCUUGAAAAGGCGAUCAAAGUCUACAAAAAUGACCCUAUGAUGUGGCACGUCCUGGGUUCGUUUAUCUUAUCAAUAUAAUAAAUUUCAUUUGGGGGAAACGCCUGUUUAAGGCGGCCGGUCGGAUUACGGUAGUCAGGAUAGGUUUUCCGGUAAUAAAAUGAAAGCGAAUGUACUUUUUGUGACGUAUCUUAUCUUGCAACCUAAAGAACUAGAACAAGUUGCGAAAAAAGAAACAUCAAAAAAAUUUCCUCACUCCGAAACUGACGGCGCGCCUCCGUAACACUGUCAAAAAAAAGUGUGAAGAAGAAAUGUUUUUCAAUAUUUUCUACAGGGCUUUGGCAUCUCGCAUUUGCCGACAUCGGACACGCCGCUAAGAAAGUCGCCAAGACAGUCACAGGACUUCCUGUUGAUUCGACCUACGAAGACGCUUUGCACUACUUCGAACAGGCAGAGAAGCUCAAGGUUUGAUCAAAACCUAAUCACUUGUUAAAGCGAGAUUUCCUUUUUUCAGCCAGGAUUUGACACUGCCAACGCUUUCUACCUUGCGGAAACAUAUGACAGACUUGGUAAAAAGGAAAGAGCCAUCGAAUACUACAAGAAGUCUUACGAUAUUCCUGCCAAAAACGACGAUGACAAAGAUAUUCAGAAAAAGGUCUGUUUCUCAUCAUUUAUUUUUCACUCCACACUUUUUUUUCAGGCUCUUGAAAGACUGAGAGAGCGCGGAAUUCAGCAGAAAAAAUAA